This is a messenger RNA of Sordaria macrospora k-hell, 912 nucleotides long. RefSeq lists its product as uncharacterized. Gene Ontology annotation, molecular function: oxidoreductase activity. Lineage: Eukaryota; Fungi; Ascomycota; Sordariomycetes; Sordariales; Sordariaceae. The record is from RefSeq and is a predicted model, not a curated record.
AUGCCGACUAUCACGACGACAAUCGAGUUCAUAAAGGAUGACCCAAAGUUCAUCGUGGGUUCCAAAGGCUGCGAGAAGCCUUACUACAUCAUACCAGUUGAAGGGGGAGCCGUGAAUCCACUGACUGAUAAGGUGACCAACAUGGCCUACGAAAGACAUGUUGUUGGCGUGCGCGAUAUCAGGGAAGCCCAGCCGGCGCCAACCCUGGAACGUAACGGCUUCAUUCUUUCGGCGCACAAGAGCAUGGCUAUAGCUUCUCAUGAUAGCGAGAGCAUUGAUCGCUAUAAGCAAGAGACCCAGGAGCUUCUUAGGAAAGUGUUUCCGGACGCUGAAGAAGUAGUCACCUGGGAUUUUAGACGGCGCCUCAACAAGAAGACAACCCCUAGUCAAGUAAGAUUGGACACCUUCAGGUUUGAAGAUGAACUUCACAUUGAGGGACCUGCCAAAGGCGCACAUGACGCGACCCUUGACAGCGGUCCAGCCAUUGUCCAAAGACACUUGACUCCCGAGAUGAGAUUAAAGUACCUGAAAGAAGGGGCCGAGGAGUACAGAUUUCGCAUUGUCAACACAUGGCGACCUUUGAACCAACCUGCUCUGCAAGACAAUCCGUUGGCGUUCUGUGACUACACCUCGGUGUCGCACGGAGAUCUUCUCCCCUGCGACCGAGUGUAUCCUCAUUUCGUCGGGGAGAUAUUUAUGCUGCGGCACAGCCCGGCGCAAGAAUGGUACUGGGUAUCUCAUCAAACCCCGGACGAGGUCACUGUCAUGAUCAUGUAUGAUACAAAGCCUGGAGAUGGAGGCGCUCGCCUCUGUCCUCAUGUUUCGGUGCAGAAUCCAUUGGCAGAUCCCGAAAGCUCUCCUCGAGAGUCGAUUGAGACACGGUCUAUUGUUGUUUCAAGGGUAAAAGCUUGA